Molecule: messenger RNA, 345 nt
Organism: Gongylonema pulchrum
Lineage: Eukaryota; Metazoa; Nematoda; Chromadorea; Rhabditida; Gongylonematidae
Source: the annotation of a GenBank genome assembly
AUGCAGUUGGUGAAUAACGAGCUUGAUUGCUGUUAUAAUUCGACAAUAUCCGAUAAUCCAGCUGCAUCUCACAUGUGUUUUUACGUGCGUGACAUGACCAGUGCAGCAUCGGAAUAUUUAGCUGCUACCGAAGAAAAUAGGGAGCUGUUGGAAUAUUUUUCGGCACAGAUGUGCGCUUGUUUGGCAGCUAGGUAUGUGGUAGGGAUGAAGCUGUGUAAGUCAUCGGAAGAUUGCCGAAUUGCGAACAGUACAGUGAGUUUCUGUGCAUUUCCGGCUCUUCUGGGUAAUAUGUCGUUUAUGAGGAUAACACUCAAACGUAAUGCUCCAGUGAUGCUCUAUACGUGA